UGUCCUUUCAUACGAUUGUUAUCUUCGGUGUACUGCAGAGAAGUUUACUCACAAGGAAGUGGAAAUAAUUUAAUGUUUAUGUUGAGGUGACAGUGUCAAAAUUUUUAGACAGUUAGAUUUAGUGUUGAAUGGCUUAAGAUAUCGGGGAUGGAUCCCAUAGUUUCAGACAAUGAUGAAAUACGUGAGUUGCAAGAUAUGGUUAGAAAACUUAAGCUUCAGAACGAACAACUGAAAUCGCAAAACUUGAAGAAUGGUUUCGUUGAUAACGUUCAGUCAGAUCCUAUCGAAAGUAACGCCAACCGACCGGACCUGUUGGAGUCGGAUGAUAUGUACUCCACAUCUGAUGAUAACAUCGUAGAUUUUCUUGACGACGAGAGAUGGUUAUACACACUGGCUAACAGCUCGAGAACUCAAACGGUGGACGUUAUGAGGUGGGUUCGUCAAGACAUUGACAGCAAUUAUGAACUGCAGAUGGCUAUGAGAAAAUUGAUGGAUAAAAUUGAGAUAUUGGAGCAAAGCACGAGGAGGAACGUGGACACGCGCACCUUCACGCGGCCGAAGAAGCGGGUCUGCCGGCCGACGCUCGGUACGAUGGUCGAAUCGCCGCUCGCGGAGGACGGCCGGUCGUCCGGCAUGCAGUCGUCCUGGCACCUGACCGAGUCGAUGCUGUUCGCCGAGACGCUGGACGACAUCAGCAAUCCGUUCAACAGCGGCAGCUUCAGCGUCGUCGACGCGGAGCCCGCCCGGACGACGCCCCUGGGGUCGGGCGACCGACCCGCCCCCGCCCGGGCGGAGAGUGACGUCGGUGGCCGCAGGGAAAUCUGGAAGAGCCAGGGAAACUUGACCCUGACGUUUCGCAUCGACCACGGCGACACGGGGACCUUGCUGGAUGCCGCGACCGCGACGCGGAGGUCGAGUGUGGUCGAGGAUGCGGCCAGGCGGACGGAGAGCCCGCCCGCCGAUCCCGCCCGACGCCCCGGCAUCGCGGUCCGGCAAACUGGCGCGAUCAACCACACCUUCCAGAAGGUGGCGUCGGAACCUCGCUUGCACAUGACCUCGGAGACGCGGCUGGACCGCCCGCUGGACCGCCGUGUCUCUGCGUCCGGGCGGGCGUCCAACAUCAACGCCAACAGCACGUUCCUGAAGUCGUCGGACCCCAGCCUGGACCGGCGGGCGCCGGGCGGCGACGCGACGUUCCUCGCCGGCCACACGCCGUCAGGGAUGGACUCCACGUUCGUGGUGGCUUCGGCGGCGUCGGACAGCGGCAGCGGCAGCAACCGCAGCAGCUUCCGCACGGCGGACGACGACCAGGCGAGCAGCGCGUCGGACGGCAGCUUCUCGCCCGGCAGCCGCCCGCUCAACGUGGGCGACGUUCAGAACAUUGCGCGCAUGCAGGAAGAGAGUCUGAGGCAGGUGAUAUCAACUCCCUUCCACGGCCGUGCACGAGAAAUGCUGGGGUCGAGCCUCGGAGAGAACCCGCCGUCGCCCAUCCGCCCCAAGAGCGGCGCGAGGGAGGCGGAGGCGGACGCCCGCUACCACUCCGACCACUCGGACUGCUCCUCCGUGGACGGGGGCCGGGCGAGGAGCUCCCGCAGCUCGCGGUCCAGCCCGGGUGGCAGCCCCUUCGGCUCCACGCAGGUCCUGGCGAACAACGUCAGAGAAAACCAUCACCAAUACCAUGAAAGAAAGCUGGCGCCUCCCGGGAGAACUGAAUGCCGAAGAACUGAGGCGGCGACGACGCACGGCAGGGGCACAGCGGGUCUGAGGCCGCCGGCGGUGAGGGCCCGGGGCCAGGCCAGGCCGGCCUCGGGCCUGCCGCGGCCCGCGGGUCCCGGCGGUCCCAGCAACAUUCCCAGGAUGCAGUCCCGCAUCCCUGCUCCCAGCGGCAUGAGGGCUGCACGUUCGACGCAGUCGCUGAGGCCGCAGACGAAGAGCGCGUGGAUGGACGGCUGCUACUGAUGGCAGCUCUCUUCCCUCCCCGUUCUCUCGUUUGUGUUUCCACACCGCAGAGUGCCUAGUUGGCGGGAGCAGUGGAGUUGUCGACGUGACAGAGAGAAGGCAAAAAAAGGUGCUCAAGGAGUUUCGCCCGCUCUUUCAAACGCUCCCCUCACUGCUCUUUCGUUCUUACGUAGCAUGAAAUUUCCAAAAUGUAAAUAUUUUUAGGAUGAAAAUAACAUAGAUCUCUAUGUGUUUGAGAAUUUUGUGGAUAUUCCAUUUACUGUUUUUGACCUUGAUUGGUCAGGUUCUUUAUUACUGAAAAAAUUACUGUUUUGUCUUUUUUUUUGUUUGUUUGCAGCAUUAAAUUAUUGUUUUAGAAUAUAUGUAUUUACGCCUUUUUAAUGUGGUUUAUUCAAGGAACCGUUAUAGUUUGUUGAAAUGGUAAUUUUCAGUGGUUUAUAGCAUCUGAAAGGUAGAUGUUGACAUUUCCAUCGUACAAAAUCAAUGCUACUGUAGUGUCUCUUAAGCACUGUUAGAAAUAUUGAAUUAUUCAUAAACUCUAUUGAAACUUAUUAAGAAUUGUUACCGAUAGUCCAGCACAUUAGGCUGUUGAAGUCAAAUUACAUCACAUUUAGCUGUUUAGAAUGUUGUGCUCUGUCAUAGUUUAUAUUUAGUAUUUUUGUGUGUCACAUUGGUUAUAUGAAAGAUUUUUUUGGUCUUUAUGACAUUUGUUGCAGCAGUAAUUAUUUUAAUCCCGUAAAAGUAAGCAGGUGUUAUGUUGUUUAAACAUUAAUAUUGCAUGACAUUCCUUAUUUAUAACAAUUAUGUUAGAAUUUGUUUAAUUGGUAGUUUGUAAUAAAUAAAUUUUAAGUAUAAAUUUUUUUAGUCAAAUUAUGCGGUGAACUGUAGCUGUUCGUACAUUUGUGGGUUUUUUAAAAUCAAAUUUUGAGACAAGUUUCUCAAAGCAAAGUGCCAAAUUUUUCUAUAAUUUGUUAGUAUUCAUGUAACCAUCCAUUUAGCCAGCCAAUAAGUGUAAUCCAUCCACUGACAAUCUAAUUAUUUCAACAACUAACUAAAAACCUUGAGUCACAUUUCUUAAAUUUGUUUUAUGGCUGAAAUGGUGUGCCUUGUUGAAAUGCAGUUUGAAUGAGAAUUAUGCUGCUGUAGAAAAAUGUUAAAAGAAAUACCUAAUUUUAUUUUUAUGAAUACCGAUGCUUCAAAUAUGUGACUCCAAGAUUCCAUACAAAAAAGUUAGCUAAAGCAAACUUUUUGCAUUUCCAAUGGGUAAGAAAUUUUAUUGCUAACACUUGCCCGUAGGAAAAGAAAUUUGUGUGUUAAUCAUACUGUGAUUUAGUUGCUAAAAAUUAAUUUGCUUGUUAAUGUUAUACUGAGAUGAACUGAAGGUGCUUUAAGGUGUAAAUCAGGUUUGCAGCUAUUCCCGGUUUUGUUACUAAUUCAGGGCCCUAUUUCGUAACAUUGUAUGUUCCUAUAAUUCUGUGUACUGCUCAUGUAAAGGUAAUUCUAUUUGUUUUUGUCUGUCCAGGAAAAUAUUCUAUUUUCCCAUUAAGAACACUUCACUAGCAUUUGAAAGUUCAUUAUUUCUUUUGUGGUUUAUUAUUCAUACUACGAUACCAGCCAGCAAAUAAAUGCACAUACAUACUAUUGAAAGUUUAGACAGCAUAUGUAAUAUUUUUUGGAUGCUUGAGCCAUUCAUUGGCUUCAAUUACUGCAUUCACCCUAAAAUAAGAUAAAAGUUUUUUGUCGAAAGAACAACCAAAAAUUUGGGGGGUAGGGGGUUGACUUUGUAAAAAUGUAUAAAAUAUUAUUUAUAAUUACAGAAUUUCAAUUUAUUGUUUUUUUAUAUGGAAUAGCACUAAUAAUGUAUCGGUUAGGCAUUUUCCCACAGAUACUAAGCAGGGAAAGAAAAAAAGAGAGUUUAUAAUUUUAUUAGAAUCUUGACUUAUAAUAGGGCAUCAACUUAUUUUCGCACUUCUAAAAAUAUUCGUGUAACUGCGUUUUUCAACACACCGCUGUGCUAUAGGAGACUCUAAAGAUAUGUUAUGGUGAUUCUGCAAGACAUUAUGAGUAAGAAGGGAAGGUGAAUGCAGUUAUGUUUUAGUGUACCAGAUGUUAUAUAUAGUUGAUUGGUUAAACAGAUUCACUUUUGACUGUACACAUUCAUAUUUUGUUAAUAAGUUUGUGGUGCAAUGACAAUGUUGACUCUCAGCUUCUUUUGAUCUUGGUGCUAGGAUGACAAUGGGUGUGUUUGAUGUCAUGAAUACACACACACCUACUUUGGCUGCCUGUAAUUUAAUUAUAGCAUCCAGUCUAAGGUUUUGGCAAUCAUUUAUGCCAAGUGGUGGUUUGGUUUUGGGUGUCUGUGUACAAGAUAUAAGUUAUACGGCUGUAUAAUUGCGGUAUAAUUUUUUCCAGCUUAAUAUAAUGUAAGUUUGUACGAUGUCCCGCAUUCUCAGAUCUCAGUAUUGGUUGUUAAGGAAUGGCUUGAACAUCCAUUUGUUUCAUCUGCUAAGCUGGGUUUAUAAACUUGUCUUGCAAAUUUUGUAUUUAUUGAUAAGUAUAGUAGUUUAUAAAAAACACACAAUUCGCAAGACAUCCCUAACUUUACAAUGUUGAAUUGUAAAACUAGAAAUAUUUUUCACUGGACGUCUGUUCAUAACAAAAUUCCUAAUAAUAUUUCAAAAUCUAAAUUACUUUAACAAGUGAAAAUGUAAGGCAUGUGAUAAAAAUAAUUUUAGCCUUUGUACAUAUCUGCGUUUAUAAAAGUUUUUGGAACACUUCAAAUAAGGAAGACAGAAACACAAGAAGUUGAUGGUUAGCCAACGAUUGCAUUUUUUUUUGCCUCGUGUAGUAAUUCAUAAACCAGUAUUCAAUAAUGACAUUUUUUAAAACUUUUUGUGUCUUGCAUAGUUUAUAAAUCUAGUCUUAUAUGUUGUGUACUACAGUUCAGCCAUACAAAUGGGUUUACUAUCAAACACAUCUUGAAACAGUCUAAUGAUGCUUAAGACUGUGGGUUUAAUUUUAUGGUGUUUAUAAUUGUAAGUUUUGUCUGUCUUGUAAAGUUUUUGUGUUACCUCUGACUAUUAAAAUAGGGCAAGUUGGGGUUGUACGUAAUCACCCCAUAGUCAGACAUAAUUUCAAAUGCCCUGUAGGUAACCAUCAGUUAAUUUCACAAGCACUGAUAGUUGUAACAUUAUUUAUUUUAGUUGCUUUGUCAAAGGAUUGCUAUACAAUUCAUUUCAGUGGCUGUUUGAAUGUGUACGUGAUAGGUGUUAAAGAUGCUGUUUGUAUUUAUGUAACUAAGAAGAUUGAAAUAAUUGGUAACCUGUAUAUUGCAACAAGAAUGUCAUAAAUCUCUAGGGAUGGGACAGUUCUAAAAUUUUUAGUUUACGAUACUUUCAUAUUCUUUGGGAGCAUCAUGUAAAAACUGAGGAGUGUGUGACAGUCAACCUCUUGAAAAUCAUUUACACAUUCUUGAUGGUUACACCAACUUUACUUACAAUUGGCUAGUACUGUUUGAUGUUCUCGUGACAGGUGUAGUACGUAUAGAAAUCUGACGAGCAGAUACCACGAUGCAGGGGUGUGCAUUUCGAUUGACAGCAGUUAAUUCAUAAUGGCUGCUGACAGUGGCGAAAAUCAGUAGAAUUCCAUUUAUGAUCUUGCAAACCACAAGUGAGCCCCCUCAGAGAGGGCAUUAUGUUGCUAUCCCCUGAGAUGUAUGUCAAUGGCUGCUGAUGCAGAAUAAAUUUCAUGUGACACAUCUGUCUAUAAAUCAACAAUAAUUCUCGUGAGAGUUGCUGUAUAUAAAUCGACAAUAAUUCUCGUGAGAGUUAUCAACCCUUAAAAAUAUCAUUUACCCCUGGCUCACUUGAAUUGUGUUCCAUAAUGCCCUUCGAUUUGUAGUAGCUCCCACAGCCCAUCUUACAUCAUACCACUUGCAUUGAGGUUGUUUUGUUUUUGUAAUGUUCACUCAAGAUUGAUUGUAAUGCCAUAAACCUCACUCAUGGCUAUAUAUUUGUAGUUUUUGAAAUGUGGCUGUAUAAUCCAAUCUUUGGUCAUGGUGCUUAGAAUAUUAAGAGGGACGUGAGAAUCAUUCUAUGAAUUCUCUCGAUGGCUCCAGCUAGUGGGGUGGGGGUUGAAAUAGCCUUUUAAUGAAUGUCCUGCCAUCUUAUACGUAGCAUAUUUAUUUUCACCUCGUAUUGUGGGUGUCAAAUUCAAUUCAUCUUACAUAAUGUUUCACUGUACUGGUAGAAAUUUAAAAGGGACCCCCAUCCCAGCAGCUGUAUAAUAUGGACAUUCUUCACGAGUACAUAUAUAAAUGGUAGAGUGUAAUUUUCAUUUUCACAUAUUAAAAAAAAAAAAAAAGUGUAUAAUUUGAGAAAUUAAAGCCUGCUAAAACUCUGUAUGUGCAGACAAUGCACAUAGUUACAACUUUUCAGAAGUGAAGUAUUUACGUUAGCAAUUAGACUUUUCCAUCCCUAUAGUAAUGUAGCAGCAUGCUCUCUGUAUAUACUGUGAAAGUAACUUGGUUUUUGUGCUUGUUUUGCCAGUUGGUUGCAUUCUGUAAUAUGAAAGGUCCCUGACACACAUUCUGCAAAUCUGGACAUUUUGUAUGGCAAGUUUUGCCUCCUUUCUUAAAUCAUAACUUUGGGUUUGCCCCCAGAAUUUGGUUAACUGUAAGAAACAAUGUAACAGGUUUUGAAAUUAUUUUGCAACCAAAAGUUAGCUUGAUGACAGAAAGUUUAAUUGGAAUUUACUUACACCACUUAAAUGAAUAAUGUACUGAAUAUACAGUUUGGAACAGAGUUCAUUAGGUAAAGGAUUCAUUAUAUAUAGUGCAUUCGAAUGCACAUAUGAAAUAAUACACAUGAGGCUUCAAUGCUUCGUCACUAUAUAUUCAACGAAGAUUCUCUGUUAUGAAUCUAUAAACUGACCCCUUUUGUAAAAAGUGUCUCUUCCACCAAUAGAAAUUUAUAUUAAUUUUUUUUUAUCAAUCCUGGAUUACUUUAAAAACAUAACUCAUAGAUAUCUGGCGUACUGUUUUUUUAUGAAAAGUUGUGCCAAUGGUAUUUUGCUAUUAAUGCAGCUCAUUUGAAGCCCAGUUAAAAUAAUCAUGAACCCUAGGAAGCAAUGUAUUUAUUGUGUAUUAUUAUUAAUUCUGCUUUUAGUUUGUAUCUUUUAUAAAGUUGUGUGUAUAGUUUUAUAAAAUUUUAUUACCUAAAUUAGUUACUUGAAAUAUAUUAAAUGAAAAUG
Messenger RNA from Bacillus rossius redtenbacheri, 7209 nucleotides. RefSeq lists its product as uncharacterized. NCBI's taxonomy places the organism in Eukaryota, Metazoa, Arthropoda, Insecta, Phasmatodea, Bacillidae. The transcript has 10 exons. The coding region runs from base 148 to 1959 and encodes 603 amino acids. The record is from RefSeq and is a predicted model, not a curated record.